UUCAGGUAUAAUAAAAAAGAAAUUGUUUGUUUUCCAAUAAAGAUUCUUAUAGCAAAAUAAAUUAACGAUAACAAAGAACGUAGAGCCUGGUCGUAAUACGGAUGUUUUUCAGUACCAUGGAACCUCCAGUACAAUGCACAACAGCGUGAUAAAUGGGACCGUAUUUCUCAUCAUUAUCUUCAUAUCAGCUCAAUUUCAAGCAACAACGUCAGAUGCUUCAGGCGAUAUGGGAAGUGGAAUGCCUAUUACAAAUUCAACUGAAAUAUACGAAGGAUACAGCGGGUCACCAUCGAUAUCAAUUAAACCAUGUUUCUGCAACGUGACAUUUUCCAGCAACGAAUCAUGCGUGGUUUCUCUGACGAAAUUCAAGCAAAAUGACAUAUGCUCAAAUUGGACGGUGCAAAUAGAAAUACAAACGCGGAAAGUCGGAUCCAACCUAACAGAAAUCGAAGAGCAACUUGAAACCCCAAACGAAAAAAAUUGCACCGUCAACACAGAUGCUAUAUUUGUCACUGUUAUUGUAAAUACCUCGAUAUCUUUGAUACAGUCGAUACCAGAUCAUGAAUUAGAAUAUUCCGGUUCUUCCAGUGAUGAUUUGUUCAGGUUUCCGACCUUAGAUCGAUGUGUUAUUCAAUCUGAUGAACACAAUAAGAAUUCAAUAUUUAAUUUGAGAGAAGAAUUACUUCCAACACUUCAGGAUGCGAUUGAUUGUGCAUUUAACCGUUCAAAGCGUGCAAUUCCAAUAUGGAUCAACAGAUAUAAGCCUAAAAUAACGGUAGAGAGGCUGCAGCCGGCACAUUCUAAAGAGUACAUGCUUCUUUUUAUACUUAACUUUGGACUUGUUCUCAUUCUGAUGAAAGCAAUUAUAUGCUUUCGGGAUUUGAUCGAACGGCGAAUGACGAGAAAAACCAAACCCCCUUCAAGAUCGUCAUCCAACGACAACUUGUCUGCUUUUGUAUGAAUCAAAAAGACCGUUCGUUUACAAUUAUAACAAAAGAGAGAACAACGCCAUAAUGGGUGAUAGGAUAUAAAUCCACAUUUUUAAAUUAUUUACAAAAAAUUGAAUGGCCGGUAUAGAUAAGUCUUGUUCUCUGCAAGUUUUGCAACAUAGCGAAACACCUAACAUUUGUGGGCUAUAUGUUUUUUCCCACCUCGCUAUCAUAUCUCAGUCAGUUUAGCAUACAUAGAAACUACGUUUGGUUCGGUAUAACCAAUUUUAAAUCCUGAUUCAAGUUGUGGCUCUAAGCGGGUUGUUUGGGUUGAGUGUUUGGGUUUUUUCUGUUUAUUUUGUUGAUAUUUUAUAAAAAAUCGUUGCUUACUUUUAUAUAGAAAAUAGUUACUUACAGCAAAUAUGACUAGUGCAACUCAAUUCAUUAAAUUCAUAUUUCAAGUUUACCAAGCAAUUUCAAUUUUAAAUUUUUAGUUUUUGGUGAGAUUGCGAGCACCAGUCGAGUCAUCCCCGAACACUUUUUAUUUUUCAUCAGUAUUAUAGUCACAUCGUAACCGAUUUACAAGAUUCAUGAAUACAUUGAAACGAAUGUUUUUGAGCCUUUUUAUAAUAAUAACUCAUUAUAUGUCUUUGUUUAGUGUUACUAUUAUUUGUUUGAUAUAAAAGCUUUUAAUACAAAA
Molecule: messenger RNA, 1629 nt
Organism: Styela clava
Lineage: Eukaryota; Metazoa; Chordata; Ascidiacea; Stolidobranchia; Styelidae
Source: RefSeq, a predicted model, not a curated record